UUUAUAAAGUAAUGUAUUUCACACGAAGCUCCUGUUGACCACAAAUCUAAGGACUCCGUCGUUUUUGAGGUCGUCGUAGCGUGCGCCUACAGGGAGCGAGCGGUCUGUAGGCCUGCUACUGAGACACGGGAAUUGAACAAGCUAACUAAGAUAUCCCUUUCUAAUAUCUCUGACUAAGCUAACAAAAAACGAACCCUUCAGUGUUAACGUUAUGGCCUAGUAUUGUCCUGAUUACAUCACAACCUACUUAAUUUGGAUUUCCACGGGCCUCUCUUAACAAGAUUACAGUUAGCUAAGCUAACUGUAUCAACUAGCUACCUAUCAUCACUAGUAUUAGUUAGCUAGAUAGCUACCUUGCUAUCACUUGCCACAGGUCGUUGACUUGGCUAGUUGUUAGCCAGCUAACAACAUCAACAGUAUUGACAACUAGUUGAUUAACUAGUAAGUAAGCCAACUAAAGCUGCUUUCGUAUGAGAUCAGCUUGCUGUGUUGGAUGGUAUGCGCGAGACUACCGAACCUUUUGGGAAUACUGGUACAAAAAUUGUUACGUAGUUAGCUUACAUUCUAGAAGAGAAGAUACGCAAGAAACACAUUUUCAGUUCAGUAGGUCGCUAACUAGCUGGAUUUUUAACAAGUGGUCACUUUCCAAAUUUAACGAGGAUGAACGUGUUUACUUCUCACAUAUCUGGGCAGACAAUUUGACAAUGACAAGUGACUGUUCAUACAACGCCAUUUUCGUUCCCCCAACUGGAUUUGAAGUGUGCUCCCCUUUUCCUCAUCAGCAGUGUGCUCUGUGAUCUAUUAGCUGGGCUUGGGCCAGCGUCUCUAAGGGGACUCUUCUCUGGAUCAGGUGACGGGCUGGGCCACGCGGCACCUCUUUGCUGAUUGAGGCCGGAGAGGAAAUGCACUCUCGAAUAAGGACCUCCACGCAGAGAUACACAUAGAGCCUAGUGAGGAGUGCAAUGGAAUCAUCGGUGCUCUCUCAGUGGAGUCGUCCGCGCCGGCGUCGAGACUAAACAACUGGUGUUCCGCGGCCACCGCCGCCCCUACCCCUGCUCCGGCCACUGUGCCCGCGCCCCUAGUCACCUCUGCAAGAAUGGGGGACGGCCUGGACGCAACCACAGUGCAGAUGUCUUCGUCGGGCAGCAGUAGUAGCAGCCAGGGGGGGCAGCCCCAGCCAUCCACCUACGUACCAACCGUGCCAGAGUUUAACCCGCCGCCCCCGGAGUACAUCAACCCGUCGCAGCCCAAGCGGCAGACCAACCAGCUGCAGUACCUGCUGAAGGUGGUGCUGAAGACCCUGUGGAAGCACCACUUCUCCUGGCCCUUCCAGGCACCCGUCGACGCCGUCAAACUCAACCUGCCGGACUACUACAAGAUUAUUAAAGUUCCUAUGGAUAUGGGAACAAUCAAGAAGCGACUUGAGAACAGCUACUACUGGAACGCCCAAGAAUGUAUUCAAGAUUUCAACACCAUGUUCACAAACUGCUACAUUUACAACAAGCCUGGAGAUGACAUAGUGUUAAUGGCUGAGCAGCUGGAGAAGAUGUUUCUCCAGAAGAUUACUGAGAUGCCCCAGGACGAGACGGAGAUUGCUGUCAUGACCGGCAAGGGACGAGGCCGGGGCCGACGGGAAGGAGGUCUGAACUUGAAGCCAGGCCCGACUAUGGAUUCUCCGUCCACCACCCCCCAGACACGGGGCUUCUCCAGCCACUCCCCAGGGCCCCAGACCAGAGGACCACCAGUGCAGCAACAGACCCAGGACCAGGGACCCCCAUCUCUACCUCCUCAGCCCCUCAUGCCAGCCCUGCCCUCCCGCGUGCCCCCAACGCUACCUGUCCACACCCAUGCCCAUGCGCCACAGCUGGGGGCCCCCUACUCACUGGGCCCGUCGGACCUACCUCUCCAGGCCCCCCCUAAGCUCCCUAUUAUGACCUCCGUGCCUCCUCCCCCCACCCAGACCACCCUGCCCCCCACCUCCAUCCAGAGCACUGCCCCCAUACUGCAGAACCCCGUGCCCAUGGCCAAACAGAGAAAGAGCCAGAAGAGGAAAGCAGACACGACCACCCCCACGGCCAACGACCAGCUGAGUGAGUCUUCUCCAGCCGAGUCCAAGUCGGGGAAGACGCUGCCACGGCGUGAAAGCGCCAGGCCCACCAAGCUAAUCAAGAAGGAGGCUCCAGACUCCCAGCACCACCUGGGCCUCGGGAUAGGUCUCGGUCUAGGGGGACCCGGAGGACCAGGGGUAGGGGCUCAUAGCCCCAAGCAGCAGGAGCAGCUACGGAACUGCUCCAGCUUGGUCCGAGACAUGUUACAUAAGAAGCACGCUGCCUACGCCUGGCCCUUCUACAAGCCAGUAAACGUGGACAUGCUGGGGCUGCACGACUACCACGACAUCAUCAAACACCCCAUGGACCUCGCCACCGUCAAGUUGAAGCUGGACAACAGGCAGUACAGAGACGCCCAGGAGUUUGCUGCCGACGUGCGGUUAAUGUUCUCCAACUGCUACAAGUACAACCCACCCGACCACGAGGUGGUGGCUAUGGCACGCAGACUACAGGACGUGUUUGAGAUGCGCUUCGCCAAGAUGCCAGAUGAGCCCGAGGAGAUGUUAGCUUCGGCUCCUGCCCCUGCGAUGCUCCAGUCCUCCGCCCCCAUCAUCAAGGCCCAGCCGCCGCCCAUCCUAAACCCUGCCUCUUCCAUCCUAGGUCCUGCCUCCUUGGUCAAACACUCCGCUUCCUCCUCGGACAGCUCCAGUGAUUCGUCUUCUGAGUCGGAAUCCUCCACGAACGACUUGGAGGAGGAGAGAGCCCAGAGACUGGCCGAGCUACAGGAACAGCUCAAAGCUGUCCACGAACAGCUGGCGGCCCUCUCGCAGCCACAGGCCAGCAAACCAAAGAGAAAAGAGAAGGAGAAGAAGAAAGACAAGCACAAAAGGAAAGGAGCGGUAGAGGAGAUCCCGGAGCCGGCCAUUCAGUUCCCCAAGAAGACCAAGAACAACAGCAGCAGCAACAACAACAAGGAGCUCCUGCCCAAGAAGACCAAGAAACCCAGUAAGAAGGAGGGAGGUGCGGUGAAGAACAACCACUCUGCAGCCCUGGGCCCCCUGGCAGUGCUGCAGCCCCCAGCUCUGCAGCCCGUGUCGGGCUUGGGGGAGGGCCUGGAGGACGACCCGGCUGCAGCCGGAGCCCCCGGGGAGAAGGGUAAGCCCAUGUCGUAUGAGGAGAAGAGGCAGCUGAGUCUGGACAUCAACAAGCUGCCCGGUGACAAGCUGGGUCGUGUGGUCCACAUCAUCCAGUCCAGAGAGCCCUCGCUGAAGAACUCCAACCCCGACGAGAUCGAGAUAGACUUUGAGACGCUCAAGCCGUCCACGCUGAGAGAGCUGGAGAGAUACGUGUCGUCGUGCCUCCGCAAGAACAAGAAGAAGGUUCCUGUGGCAGAGAAGACCAUGGAGGCCAUGACGGCCGCCAAGAUCAAGGCCAGCUCCUCCUCUGACUCCGACAGCAGCGACUCCAGCUCCUCAGACAGUGAUGAGGAGAAGGGAAUCCCUCCUAAACAGAAACAGAAGAAAGGCCACGGGACCAACGAAGGGAAGAAGCCCCAUCUCCACCAUACCAUGUCUGGAGCUGGUCCCCUCCCCCAGGGCCACCCUCACCCCCAGGGCCACCCUCACCCCCAGGGCCACCCUCACCCCCAGGGCCACCCUUACCCCCAGGGCCACCCUCACCCCCAGGGUCCUGUCCUGCAGCCCAGCAUCCACCUGAAGCAACAACAGCACCAUAACCCCUCCCCCGCCACCUACAUGGCCCCUCCCCCGGUAACGGUCACGGCGUUGGAGUCCUCCCAGCUGCUGGAGAACACAUUUGAUUUACUGCCUCACUUCGGCCAGCAGCCCCUCAUGCACCUGUCCCAGCACCACCACUCCUCAUCGCCUGCCGUGCCCCCCCACCUCAAUGUUCACUCGGCAGUGGGGCCUGUGUCCCCGGAGACGCACCCCUUUCUCAACCAGCACCCCAUCCACCCCAACCCUAACCCAGCCUUGCACAACGCCUUGCCCCAGCAGCCGUCUCGACCCAGCCACAGGGCAGCAGCUCUACCUCCCAAACCCCUCCAGCAGCAGCAACCAGCGACCCAGCCAACCCUACUACUACAACAGCUCCAGCCACAAGCCCCUCCACCCCAGCACCACCUCCAGCCCCACAUCCUCCACCCCGCCCCACCUCAGUCCCUGCAGCAGCGGCCCCUUUCCCCCCCCACCCUCACCCCUCAGGGCCUGAUGUCCUCCCUGCCCCCCCAGAUGCUCCUGGAGGACGAUGAGGAGGUGAUUCCGCCCUUACCCCUCAGCCAGGUGCAUCUCUACCUGCAACAGCUCCAGCAGGGACAGAGCCAGGGAAGACCUGGCCAACAACCACACAAUCCCCAGCAGAUCAUGCAGUCUCUCCAGGUUCGCCAACAACAACAGAACCAGGCUCCCCUCCUGCAGUCUGUACAGGUCCAGCCAUCCCAACCCUCUCUACAGCCACCCCAGCUUUCAGUCCAGCUUCCCCAGCCCCAGUCCAAACCCACACCCCCCUCGCGCCAGCCCCAGCAGAUCCAACUCCCACACCAGGUGGCCCGCCACCUGCAGCAGCAUGCACAGAUGGGUUACCCCUCCCAGGGGCCGGUGGCGCAGCAGACGGGUCAGUCAGACAGGCAUGCCGCUGCUGGGCAACACAAGGGGUCCAUGCAGUCCUCCGCCAAAGCACAGCACAUCAUCCAGCAACACCUCUCCCCUCGACAGAUCAAGGCUGAUUCAUACAACAGCGGGCACCUAAGGGAGAACCCCUCCCCCAUCAUGAUGCAUUCCCCCCACCUCCCCCAGUAUCCCCCCAUAACGCACCAGUCUCCGCCACACAACCUGCAGCCCAAGAAAGAGCAGCGUGCGCCCCCGGCCCUGGUAGGCUUGAAAGAAGAGAAGUUUCCUCCCUCUCCAGUGAUGAGAGGAGGAGAGCCCUUCAGCCCAGCCAUGAGACAAGACCCUCACAAACACCCAGAUUGCCACAGCAAGCCCUCUCUACCAGGUCAUGCACAGCAGAAUGUAAAGUCGAUGGACAGCUCUCGGCCGGUCAUCCGUUCCUCAGAGCCCAGCGCUCCUCCCUCCUCCUCCCUGCCAGACAAGGACAAGUUCAAACAGGAGCCCAAAACGCCCGUCGCGCCCAAAAAGGUACAGGAUGUGAAACUGAAGAACAUGGGUUCGUGGGCCAGCCUGGCCCAGAAGCCCACAUCAGCGCCCUUGUCUGCAGUGAAGUCGUCUAGCGACAGCUUCGAGCAGUUCCGCCGGGCCGCCCGGGAGAAAGAGGAGAGAGAAAAGGCUCUUAAGGCCCAGGCAGAGCAGGCUGAGAGGGACAAACUGCGCCGGGAGCAGGAGAAACUACGUGGUCGUGACAGGGAUGAUGAGGAUAUCGUGGAGCCUCAGCAGCAGUCGAGGAGGGUUCAUGAGGAGCCUCGAAGCAGACGUCUGGAGCAGCAGCAACACAUCCAGGCCCCCCAACCCCAACAGCAACCCCAGGCACCAGCCCCCCAGGCCCAGCCCGCUGCCCUCCCCCAGCCCCCACAGGCCCCCACACCGCCCCAGCCCUCAGCCCAGGACCAGCAGAGGGAGCUAGCGCGACGCCGUGAGCAGGAGAGGAGGAGGAGAGAAGCGAUGGCGGCGACCAUUGACAUGAAUUUCCAAAGCGACCUGAUGGCUAUCUUUGAGGAGAACUUGUUCUGAUGACGAGGGAACCCCCAGAAACUUAAAACUGCACAAAUAACACAACGGAAUAAUGAAAAUGGAAUGGAACAUUUCUUCUGAAAUGGAAUCUUCUGUAUGACAUCACAGAUGGUGGGGGGGGGGGGGGGGGGGGGUGUAAUGAACCAAGAUACAGGACGUGAAUUAAACAAUCCCCCCGCAGAGCAGAGAGGGUGAUCUUCAGCUGGACUGGCCCAGACUGGCAAGAUGCUACUGGGCUGUUACCUGCUCUGCUAUGCAGCCUCUUUGGAAGUAAGACGCCACAUUGAAGGAGCAACAUGAACAGGAUAUUUUCAACCAUGUUUGGUGUUGUUUCUCUGGGGAAUUGACCCUUGUUGUUGCCCCUGGCAACAAGACAUGAGGGAAAGGACUCCUGGUGGUCAUGUAAUGUCACACCUGUUUGAUACUUUCACACGGGACAGAGCGAAGGAGAACAAUGUUGUAAAUGGAAGUUAAAGAUGAUAACGGAUAAACACAGUAACGGUGACAUGCUCUGAGAAACAAAGUACUGAUGCGUAUUUACAGACCGAGACCGAGGCGCUCAUAUAGACUGCCAGACAGACGUCUUUCUGAUAAGAGGAGAGGCAGAAUAAGUAUUUUUAUGUGAUCUGCUUUUUGUUUUGUUACAGAAAGAACACAUGAAAGGAAAUGGUGGGGACAGGUGUGUGUGUAUAGAGGGGGGGGGGGGGAAUUAAACUUCUGACAUGUAUUUUUUUGUCAGUAGUAAGGUACAGUACAGCUUUGCCUUCUGCCUCACUCCUGUCCAUUGUCGAAACAGACACAGACAGUACAUAGGCCUAUCUCUCCCUUGCCUGGGCAUACGAACAAAUCAGUAACAACAAAGUAUGGGACAGUCCGCCGGCAGCGGGAGGGAGAAAGCAGAUCUCUUUUUUCAUUAUGUAGGAUCUACUGUAAAGAGGUAUUUUCUUAUUCUAUGAUUACUGUUUAUUUGUUUUUUUUAUAUAUAUUUUUUUUUUUACCUCUCCCUCCCCAACACACUUCCCCCACCGUCUAUGCCAAACAACCAUUACCUUUUUAAUGCUGAACUCCUCCCACUUCUCCUUUUUUUUAAAUGCUUCUUUGUUCAUAUAAAGUUUUUUUGUUUUUUUUAAUAUAUAAAUAGAUUUUUCCCCCUUGUCCUCUUCACCCCUCUUUAAACAAAGCAUUUAGUUUGUUUUUUUUAAAGAGGAUAAAACCUAAUAUAUGCAUUAUUCCAACAAGUGUUAAUUAAUUAAAGAACCAUUUGAAGUUGUCAUAUUUCAUGUUUUCUUCCUCAUCUGAAGCUGGAGCAAAACAUUCUGAUCAGUACUAGAGGCAGAGGCUCAGUCCCAAAUGGCACCCGAUUCCCUACAUAGUGCACUAGUUUAGUAGUGCACUAAAAAGAGAAUAGGCUCCCAUUUGGGAUGAAGUCAGACUCCAGCUGUUUCUAGAGCUAUGUCUUGGUUGGUUUGACUCGGAGUUCACCAUCACUGUAACACCUUAUUGUGUAUUAUUGCGCUUAGAGACAGCUAGGAAAGUAGUCAUUAAUUAAUGGCGUUUUCCUCUUUGUAGCUGAUUCACAAACUAUUGAACCAGAGACUCCAAUAACUAUUACUGAACUGUUUGAUUUAUGAACUGUGUUGAUUCCUCCCUAUUCCUUGCUCGUAUUUUGUCCUGAAAUUUGCAUAGUUAAAAUGAAAAUGUUACUUUAUCCACACUAGCAUACUACUUUAAAAAAAAAAAAACAGCAAUGUAUUGGACAUGCAAUAUAAGUGGUGUGCUGGUAUGGUUAUUAGAACAUAUCCAAAGGGUUCUAAUCUGGUAGUGAGCCUGAAACUCUACUUUGUCAUUUGGGGACAACAGCAACUUUAUUGGGCUUUUAUAAGAACAGAUGAGACACUUCUUAUUGAUUUAGUUCCAGGAUGCAGCAUUACUUUUGACCAGGGCACAUGGGGUACUGUAGUGUACUAAAUAGGAAAUAGGGUGCCAUUUGGGAUGUACAUCCACCCUCCAGACUUUACUAAUGCAGAGACUAAAAAAGAGCUCCACCUCCUGGCUAGUCUGUGCAUGAGUCUUGCUGUUAAUAUUAUGACUACAAUUAAUAGGGAAACUUUUAGCUGUACAAAAUUGAGAAAUAAGGAAAUUGCAUAUAAAAUUUGACAAAAAUAUGUUAUAGAAAACCCUACAAAAACAGCUCUGAUUUCUAUAUUUUUUCAUGUUCGAUUCUAGUGGAUACAUGUGAGUUCUAAUUCUGUUGGCGUCACAGGUCGAGGGUCACGACGAGUUGACCUCUGACCCGGUCCUCUGAGCUUUCGCUUAUGGUGUAAUUCUCCAGUGCCUGUAUUGUUCUAUGAUUCUAGUUGGCAUGUAUUACACUUGGGGUGGAUACGGAAGGGGAGGUGUAAUUUUUGAUGGGGAGGGAGGGAGUUUUAGGAUAAGCUUGUGUAAAAAGUCAAAGGAAAAGUCAGCAUUUUAUAUUUUACCCAUUUAACGAUAUUCAGGUUUAAAUCUAGUUUUAGCUGGUCUUCUGUGGUAUGAGUGUACACUUCACUCAACUACUUUCUAAUUUUCAAUCAGUACAGUUUUAAGUAGACAUGUCUCUGUGCCGCGCCACUUUAGCAUUUGUGUGUCAGAAUGUUUGUGUGGAUGAUUGUGUAUGUAUGAUUUUAGUAUGUGGCGCAGGGACGCAUGUGUCCCAUUGUAGAAAAGCGUUUUAAACGGGGAUGAAGAUUAAUAUACAAAAUGCUACAAGAGAACGAGUUUCUUGGCUAAAGUCAGUCAUCAUUUUGAUGAAUUCCACCAUAUAUGAAUAGCCUAUAUAUCAUUUUGUUUUGUUAGACAAGUUAUGAAAAGGUCAUACUUUUUCAUUCCUUCAAAGCCUUUUAUUAAUUCCUUAAUUUUAUCCCCAUGGUAACUGAUGGAAGUUAUGUGCCAUAGAUAUGGAUUCUUCAGAAUGUGCUCAGCAGAGAGUUUGCUUUAUUCAGGUAUUUUAUUUUGUGUUACAUUUUUGGUCUUUUGUUUUUUUGGGGGGGGGUUGUGUAACAUUUUCCUUGAUUUAUUGUUUGGUAUGUGAGUGGUCGGUCAAUGAUUAAAUCUGUUAUGAUCAUGGAGUAAACUCAUCUCUUUUAUAGAAAAUAAAAAAUAAACAAAAUGUUGGUCUUUUUUUCAUUACAUUGGAUUAUGGUAACAAGGGCUCUGGACUGGUUUCCUUAGUGAAGUCCUACAUUUGGGUCUGUGAUGUUGGGAAUGGACUAUUUAUGGACUAGAGUACAAUGUAGUACAGUACUGGUGCAAUCUAUCUGUAAAACUAGCCCAUGCUGUCUUAGGGAUACUAACUUUUGAGGGAUAGAGAUUGGAGGAAUAGUGAAGCUUCCCAUUUGUAGCAUGUACAGUGCCUUCAGAAAGUAUAAAUACCAGGACAACAUUUUUUAUGCUUUGACAUAUUUUUUGCUGUAUUUUACUUCAGUGCCUUGUUGCAAACAGGAUACAUGUUUUUGAAUAUUUUUAUUCUGUACAGGCUUCCUCCUUUUCACCCUGUCAUUUAGGUUAGUAUUGUGGAGUAACUACAAUGUUGAUCCAUCCUCAGUUUUCUAUCACAGCCAUUAAAGUCACCAUUGGCCUCAUUGGUGAGAUUUCUGAGUGGUUUCCUUCUUCGGCAACUGAGUUAGGAAAGAUGGCUGUAUCUUUGUAGUGAUACCCGUCUGAAGUGUAAUAACUUCACCAUGCUCAAAGGGAUAUUUAAUGUCUGCUUUUUUUUCACCAUCUACCAAUAGGUGGCCUUCUUUGCGAGGCUUUGGAAAACCUCCCUGGUCUUUGUGGUUGAAUCGGUUUCAAAUUCAAUGAUGAUAAUUGUAUGUGUGGUGUACAGAGAUGAGGUAGUCAUUAAAAAAAUAAUGUAAAACACUUGCA
This is a messenger RNA of Salvelinus fontinalis (brook trout), 9658 nucleotides long. Its product is annotated as bromodomain-containing protein 4-like. Lineage: Eukaryota; Metazoa; Chordata; Actinopteri; Salmoniformes; Salmonidae. The record is from RefSeq and is a predicted model, not a curated record. Gene Ontology annotation, cellular component: nucleus; chromatin. Gene Ontology annotation, biological process: chromatin remodeling; positive regulation of transcription elongation by RNA polymerase II. Bases 1097 to 5752 code for a protein of 1551 amino acids. The transcript has 22 exons.